CGACGCUGCCUGGAAGGCGAGGCGGGAUGUCGGGAGCGGGGCCGGGCCCCGUGGCUCAGGGGCUGAAAGAGGCGCUGGUGGAGACCCUGAACGGGAUCCUGUGCCCGGUGCAGGGGGUGCGCGCCGCCGCCGAGGAGCAGGUGAAGGUGCUGGAGGUGACUGAGGAAUUUGGUGUUCACUUGGCAGAACUGACUGUAGACCCUCAAGGAGCACUAGCCAUUCGUCAGCUGGCGUCUGUGAUUUUGAAACAAUAUGUAGAAACCCACUGGUGUUCCCAAUCAGACAAGUUUAGACCUCCUGAGACUACAGAAAGGGCAAAAGCUGCCAUUAGGGAACUGCUUCCCAAUGGAUUGAGAGAAUCAAUUAGCAAAGUGCGCUCAAGUGUUGCUUAUGCAGUUUCAGCAAUAGCUCAUUGGGAUUGGCCUGAAGCUUGGCCUGAACUCUUCAAUCUGUUGAUGGAGAUGCUGGUUAGUGGGGAUCUGAAUGCAGUGCAUGGAGCCAUGCGAGUCCUUACAGAGUUCACUCGGGAGGUGACAGACACACAGAUGCCCCUUGUUGCUCCUGUUAUUCUUCCGGAAAUGUACAAGAUUUUUACGAUGGCAGAGGUGUAUGGUAUUCGUACAAGGUCACGCGCUGUGGAAAUCUUUACCACAUGUGCCCACAUGAUCUGUAAUAUGGAGGAGUUGGAAAAGGGAGCGGCUAAAGUUCUGAUUUACCCUGUGGUGCAGCAGUUUACUGAAGCCUUUGUUCAGGCCUUGCAGAUGCCUGAUGGCCCUACAUCAGACAGUGGUCUUAAAAUGGAAGUUUUAAAGGCAGUGACGGCCUUAGUAAAGAAUUACCCAAGACACAUGAUUUCUUCCAUGCAGCAGAUUCUUCCCAUUGUUUGGAAUACCCUCACAGAAAGUGCAGCAUUCUAUGUGAGAACAGAAGUAAAUUACACAGAAGAGGUAGAGGACCCAGUGGAUUCUGAUGGUGAAGUUUUGGGCUUUGAAAACCUAGUAUUCAGCAUAUUUGAGUUUGUUCAUGCACUGUUAGAAAACCCCAGAUUUAAAAGCACAGUAAAAAAAGCUUUGCCAGAGCUAAUAUAUUACAUCAUUCUCUAUAUGCAGAUCACAGAAGAGCAGAUAAAAGUCUGGAGUGCAAACCCACAACAGUUUGUUGAGGAUGAAGAUGAUGACACAUUUUCUUAUACAGUUAGAAUUGCUGCACAGGAUUUAUUGUUGGCUGUGGCAGCUGAUUUUCAGAAUGAGAGUGCAACAGCUUUGGCCGCAGCAGCUACAAGACACUUGCAGGAAGCUGAGCAAGCUAAGAACAGCGGCACUGAGCAUUGGUGGAAGAUACAUGAAGCUUGCAUGCUGGCUUUAGGUUCAGUCAAAUCUCUUAUCACAGAUAGUGUGAAGAAUGGCAGAAUACACUUUGACAUGCAUGGAUUCCUAACAAAUGUUGUUCUUGCAGACCUCAACUUGUCAGUGUCGCCUUUCCUGCUCGGUCGUGCUCUUUGGGCUGCCAGUCGCUUUACAGUUGCCAUGUCUCCAGAGCUCAUCCAGCAGUUUCUGCAAGCCACAGUUAGUGGUCUUCAUGAAACCCAGCCCCCUUCUGUGCGGAUUUCUGCAGUAAGGGCUAUUUGGGGUUACUGUGACCAGCUGAAGAUCUCUGAGAGUACACAUGUCUUACAGCCUUUCCUUCCCAGUAUCCUAGAUGGACUAAUCCACUUAGCAGCCCAGUUCAGUUCAGAGGUCCUCAAUCUUGUGAUGGAAACACUUUGCAUUGUCUGUACGGUAGAUCCGGCUUUUACAGCAAGCGUAGAAAACAAGAUCUGCCCCUUCACCAUUGCCAUCUUCCUCAAGUAUAGUAAUGAUCCUGUAGUUGCCUCUCUUGCCCAAGACAUCUUCAAGGAAUUAGCACAGAUAGAAGCAUGCCAGCAUGCAAUGCAGAUGAGAUUAAUCCCAACUCUGGUCAGCAUUAUGCAGGCUCCUGCGGAUAAGAUACCAGCAGGGCUUUGUGCAACUUCAAUAGAUAUAUUAACAACUGUUGUGAGACAUACUAAACCACCUCUUUCAGAGCUCUUAAUCUGCCAAGCUUUUCCUGCUGUGGCUCAGUGUAGCCUGCAUACAGAUGACCAUGCAACCAUGCAGAAUGGUGGUGAAUGUCUGCGUGCAUACAUCUCGGUAGCCCUGGAACAAAUUGCACAGUGGCAUGAUGAGCAAGGCCACAAUGGACUGUGGUACGUGAUGCAGGUGGUGAGCCAGCUUCUAGAUCCACGCACCUCAGAAUUCACAGCUGCCUUUGUAGGCAGAUUAGUUUCCACGUUGAUUUCCAAAGCAGGGAGUGAAUUGGGAGAGAAUCUGGACCAGAUUCUGAGAGCAAUUCUUAGUAAAAUGCAGCAAGCAGAAACACUCACUGUAAUGCAGUCUUUGAUCAUGGUGUUUGCUCAUCUAGUUCAUUCUCAGCUGGAACCACUACUAGAAUUUCUUUGUAGUCUCCCUGGACCAACAGGCAAACCUGCUCUGGAGUUUGUAAUGUCGGAGUGGAUGAGUCGACAACAUUUGUUCUAUGGACAAUAUGAAGGCAAGGUCAGUUCUGUUGCCCUAUGCAAACUCCUUCAAUAUGGCAUCAACACAGAUGACAAGCGGCUACAGGAUAUUAGAGUAAAAGGAGAAGAAAUAUUUAAUAUGGAAGAAGGAAUACGUACACGAUCAAAAGCAGUCAAAAAUCCUGAGCGCUGGACAAACAUUCCCUUGUUAAUUAAAAUCUUAAAACUGAUAAUAAAUGAACUUUCCAAUGCAAUGGAAGCAAAUGCUUCCCGCCAAACUGCUGCAGACUGGAGCCAAGAUGAAUCCAAUGACAUGUGGGAAGAUCAGGAAGAGGAGGAUGAAGAAGAGGAUGAAGGUUUAACAGGACAGCUACUGUCAGAUAUUCUUGCCACAAACAAAUAUGAUGAUGAUUACUAUGAAGAUGAUGAUGAGGAUGAUCCUGAUGCACUGAAGGACCCUCUGUAUCAGAUAGACCUACAGGCUUACCUUACAGACUUCCUGUGUCAAUUUGCACAGCAGCCUUGUUAUGCAGUGUUCUCAGACCACCUCAAUGAGAAUGAAAGAAGAGUGCUUCAUGCCAUUGGCAUAUAACGCGAGAUCAU
Molecule: messenger RNA, 3136 nt
Organism: Euleptes europaea (tarantolino)
Lineage: Eukaryota; Metazoa; Chordata; Lepidosauria; Squamata; Sphaerodactylidae
Gene: IPO9
Product: importin 9
Exons: 24
Coding region: 27-3125 (1032 amino acids)
Biological process (GO): protein import into nucleus
Cellular component (GO): nuclear envelope; cytosol
Molecular function (GO): small GTPase binding
Source: RefSeq, a predicted model, not a curated record